AUGAGUUUUGAGAAUCUUUUUGCGACACCCACAAUUAGAAUGCCGCAAACAGCCAAAACUACAUUCAGAGAACAAAUGGAAUUUUCACCUCGCAUUAAAACACCACGAGUUGAACUUUCAAAUAGUUUUCGACCAUCUACGGUUGCUAAUCCACGUAAACAUGAAAUAAUUUCAGCAUCUAUACCUAUUCAUUCACUAUUAGCAAAUAGCCAAAGAAUGAAAGAAAUGGAUUUACAAUAUUGGAUAGAUUCUGACAAUCCUUCUGCAUUAGAAAUUCUUGAUAAAAUAGCAGACGAAAGCCCACAGCAUCGAAAUAUUCUAAAAAAGAUUAUAUAUGAACUUGAAAAUCUAGAUGAAGAAGAAGAUUAUAACUUCUUCUCUUUAACUGAUACAAAAUACGACGAAAUUGUGCGACUUCAACUCGAAACAGCUGACAUUGAAAAACAAAUCAAGAAUAUGAAUAAAGAGAUUAUUGAAUUAACAGCUACUCUACAGGCUGAACAGACAAGACAAAAUAAUGAACGAAAAGAAUACAAAUCGUAUGAAAGUUUAAUGAAAAAAUCUACAUUUAAUUCUAAUAAGGAAUCUAUUAAGCCAAUAAUCCUCAAACCAGCUCCAAGUACUCAAAAUUUAGUUCAAACUCAAGAUGAUGAUAACAUAAAUAAAUUAAUGGGAGAAAAUCGAUAUCUUAAAGAUCAAGUAAGGACAAUUGAAAAUAUGAUUGAAGAAAAUAGAGUAUUCAUGACAAAUUAUACCUUAAAAUCCGCUAAAAAGAUCUACAAAGCUUCAAAACGAAAGAAAGACGAAGAACUUAAUAAUCAAUUUAUUUGA
This is a messenger RNA of Trichomonas vaginalis G3, 831 nucleotides long. RefSeq lists its product as uncharacterized. The record is from RefSeq and is a predicted model, not a curated record. Lineage: Eukaryota; Parabasalia; Trichomonadida; Trichomonadidae. The transcript has a single exon. Bases 1 to 831 code for a protein of 276 amino acids.